AUAUCGUCUGCUCUUUUUUUUUAAUGUUGCGUAAUAGACGAAGACGCGGGUAUUUGUAAAUGCAGUUCUUUUAGAAUAUUUUAAUUGUUUAAUUUACGAUGAACUAUCCACUUUAUUACUAAAUUUUCUAUUUCGAAAGAUUUUGGAAGCUAAGACAUGUGCGGUCGAACAGCUUGCACUCUUGAUCAGUGUGAAAUAAAGCGAGCUACUCGUCAGUAUUCGAAAAAUAAAGAUGAAUUGCAAUGGAUCCAAAAGUAUGAUUGGCAGAACUAUAAACCUAGUUAUAACUUUUCUCCUACUCAGAUAGGUCCAGUUAUAGUGAAUGGAGCCACUUUUGCUUCUGAAGAUAAAAUUGAUGACCAUGCACUUACUUUAAUGCGAUGGGGACUUAUUCCUUCCUGGUAUAAAGGAAGUAUUAAAGAAUGUUUCUUGAAAACCAACAAUUGCCGACAUGAAGGUAUUUUGGAUAAACCUACUUUCAGAGGAGCUGUUGCAGCUAAUAGGCGGUGUAUUGUUCUGGCUGAUGGAUUUUAUGAAUGGAAAGAAGUCGGCAACAAAAAGAAGCAGCCUUAUUUCAUCUAUUUUCCUCAAGAAGAGGGACCAGAAGUAUUCACUCGAAAUAAAGAAGAGUUGUUAACUAAAGAAGAAUGGAAAGGUCCCCAUCUCCUUACAAUGGCUGGCUUGUUUGAUGUGUGGAAAAGCCCUCAAAAAGAAACAUACUACUCUUAUUCCAUAAUAACUUUGGAUUCUUCCAAAACUAUGUCAUUUGUGCAUUCCAGAAUGCCGGCUAUUUUGAAUGGGACAGAUGAAGUUUCCAUGUGGUUAGAUACUAACAGGGUACCAACUAAGGAGGCCAUUUCUAUUCUAAAACCAAUAGAAGAUUUACAUAUGCAUCCAGUAUCCACUGUUGUUGGCAAUUCAAGGAAUAAUACUAUUGAAUGCAUUAAACCAUAUAAAGAAGUGGAAACAAAAAAAAGUACAGGACUAACAGCAUGGCUCAUAAAAGGAAACUCAAAAGAUCCACCAGCAAAACGUUUCAAACCAGAUUCUCAGGAAUAAAAAAGAAUCGCAUAUUCAUAAAUUUAUAUCAGCAUUUUUGUAAAAAUCAAACUCAUUACAUGAAGUGUAUUCUUUGAUUCUGAAUAAAAGAUUCCAUUUUUUUUUAUAA
Messenger RNA from Argiope bruennichi, 1168 nucleotides. Its product is annotated as abasic site processing protein HMCES-like. The coding region runs from base 157 to 1059 and encodes 300 amino acids. Gene Ontology annotation, biological process: DNA damage response. Gene Ontology annotation, molecular function: single-stranded DNA binding. The transcript is spliced from 8 exons. The record is from RefSeq and is a predicted model, not a curated record. Lineage: Eukaryota; Metazoa; Arthropoda; Arachnida; Araneae; Araneidae.